AUGUUCCUCCUCAAAGAGAUCCCUUUAAUCAAUAACUCCCUCAUCCUAUCGCUGGUCAAAAGGAAGGAAAAAUGGGCAUUUCUACUUCUCAUUGUCACAUCUAACUACUUCCAUGCACAACUCAAUAGCGAUUACGCCAAGCACACCAGAAGUGGGACAUGUACAUUGGCGCAGCAGCCUCAGGCCAAUGACAAAGUCACAACAACAUGCCACCCAAUCCUUGAGAAUACCUGCCACGCCGACUUUGCAGUGAUCAAAUGUUUCAAGGAAAUCAGUGAGGAUGCCUCGCAACUCAUCGCCUCGUGA
Messenger RNA from Paracoccidioides lutzii Pb01, 306 nucleotides. RefSeq lists its product as hypothetical. Bases 1 to 306 code for a protein of 101 amino acids. The record is from RefSeq and is a predicted model, not a curated record. The transcript is spliced from 2 exons.